AUGGAUUGCGCGCGCAUCGACCAGACCAUGUCAGCGCCGCAUCACUUGCGGCCUUCUGCGCAGCCGCACAUAUUCUCCAGGUUUCGGCCUGCAGUCUCAGAUCAGACGCAAGCAGAUGGAGGGAGAUCUGUGCCUUUCAACAUGCGCCCAUCAGCUCAGCCUUUCAUUUCAUCCAGGCAGCAGCCAUCCCCUCCUGCUCUGAUGAGCGCAGCUUCUGUCGAGCCACGUGAUGACAUUUGUGCCGUUGUGCAGCCGGCAGAGCUUCGCAGAAGCUGCCCAGCGAGUUCGGCAGCGCGCAAUAGUGAAGCCACCGUCGCGGUAUUCCCAAGUGUCCGGCGGGAAUUCUACCGCCACAUGCCCUCGGUGGGGACGUGGAUUGUCCGUCUUCCAGGAAGACAGGGAGACAAUCUAGGUCUUGGAGAGAGGCUGGCAGAGCUGCCGGGCGUAUCGUUUGGGCUGUCAUCCAAGGGCGGCAAUCACAAGGCCCGCGCAAACGCUCAUUUGGAACAGUUGAUUGCGGCGGCAUCUCCUUCGUUCGACCGUUUCUGGAAUCAAAGGUCACGGCCUAGUGCCAGUGUGACAGUACCACUAUCGGAAGCUGUUCGCUUCAGCCCUUCGGUCGGCACAUGGUUGCUGCAACGCCCUCCAGACGUGAGCAGCCAGCGCCCGAGUGUCCAACAACUCCAACUGCAAGAUGGAAAGGCAGAGGCUCCAUCCCUGCCGGAGCGACCAGAAAGCAGGCCAGAUGGAAGCUUGGACAAGGAGCCAGAGGAGCGCCUGGAGCUGCACUUUUUUCAUCUGGCGCUUAGCAAGGUUGAUCCAAGCGCUUUCAAAAAGGAGCUCAUGUCCGCGUUCCUUAGUAUAGGCUUCUGUCAGGACCUCCUAUCCGGCAUUGUUAUCAACUUGCGUGCAGGCUCAGUCAUUGCAGAUAUCCGGGGCCCCGCAAGCAGUAUGCAGACGCUGAAGUCGUUGCCUGUGUACAGCAUCCGAGUGAUGGGAUGUCAGGCGCAGUCGGCAGCAAGUGCUGCUGCCAUGGCAGCAGGCGCAGGAGUCAUGCCGCCCAAGCUGCCAACACUUCAGGGGCCUGCAAAGGCUGUCGAGGUGUCUGUGGGCCAAUCAGAGCCAGUGCCCAGUUCGGCUGUUCCAAUUUCUGAGACUCCACAAACGUCGGUUAGCGGCUCUCCGUCUGCUCAACUGCCACUUGCUGAGCACUCCCAUCGAGGCACCAGCGCAGAAAGCCGUACUCCGCUCCUAUCCGGCACACCGAACCGCGACAUGGUCUUUUCACCGGACAGAAGAAGCAGGCAGUCGGGAUUUCGAGCUCAUGCCGCUCAACCGACUGAGCGAAGAAAGGCAGGGCCACAACGCUUGCGAGCAAGAGACCGAUGGAAUGUGGAGGAACUGCGUAUAUGCGACAUCAUGUCUCGGUCAUUGGGAUGGACAGGGUCGCAGAUUGACUUGGAAGAGAACGAUGUUGCAGAGAUCCUGGCCGAACUGUAUGGGGAGGAGCUAGAACUCGAUGCCCUUCCUUGGACUUUUCAAUUAGCAAGCCGCGGAGAGACAAGGUGCACCAAUGCAAGUGAUUUGCAUUACGCCCUGCGCGCCCAUCACAUUUGCCGCUUCUUGCCACAGGCAACAAUGCGAACCUUGGCUACAACAAACGUCAGCUCGAGAGGCUGUGUUGAUUGCAAUCUCUUGCGGGACCUGAUGGAGGAGCUCAAUGAUGGUUAUGCUGUCUAUGCCUCACAGGUGAAUACCGUUUUGGAUGAGUCAGAAGCGUUAACAAGCAGCGGGUCCGGAAGUGGCCGGGCAUCGUUGGUACGCGCGAUCUCAGGGUGGUACUUGAAUGUCAUGCGAACCGAAUCGAACUGGGCAGCCACCUUCAGAGCCUGCUACGGCCGCUGGGUCCCUGAGAAUGGAUAUCAUUGGGAGGUCUUCGUACGUUUUCGAACCUCCAUGAAGGAAGCGGAGGAGGCUUUUCACGAAGACGUAUGGCAGGCUGUUUGGGGGCUGCUGCAGUCUGCCAUUCUUUUGCUUGCGCUCAUUUUCCCAACCAUGUUCUUUGCUUGGUUGGUGGUGCUCGGAGCGGAGCAUGGAGAUGACCGGUGCCCAAAGGACCUUGACGGGCUGAUUACUUGGUUCGGAAUGCUUGGUUUAGCGCUGAUUGUGGUUGGCUUUGUUGACGGUCGGUUAGCAUAUGAUGAUGUCGUCAAAACCUCUCACAUUGGAUUGGGGCUGACGCUGGUCUUGAUGGCGUUGCCAUGGGUUGGAGCCUUUUGGACCUUCCACCUCGGCAGCAAUGACCAACAAACCUGUGGCUUGUUCCUGACUGGGGCAAGCUCGCUGCUUUGGACUGUAUGCAUAGUGUCCGAAUUGGUUCUUGGCUUUGCAUUUCUAUGGCAUUUGGCCGUGUAUCAGGAAUAUGAGAUGACGCUGCAGCAGGGCAAUCCUGAGCAUUCAACAAGCCACGGCAACCGUUUGCGUCAAGAUGGAAGGCCGGCAAGUCGCUCAUCAGAACCAUAA
This is a messenger RNA of Symbiodinium pilosum, 2523 nucleotides long. The record is from the annotation of a GenBank genome assembly. NCBI's taxonomy places the organism in Eukaryota, Dinophyceae, Suessiales, Symbiodiniaceae.